AUGUAUAUAAACAUAUGCUAUUGCUGUACAGAUUUACUGUACAUCGCCAGCAAUUUAACUACUCCCAGUGGGGAACUUGCAGCCUUCUAUUAUGCGUCUGCCUCUACACCAACGGAUCCAGCUAUGUCACCGAUUUCAAAGAACCUAGGUGAGGCGUUACGAAACCUUAUAGUUAAUGCACAAGUAAACGUGCUUUAUUCGUUGGAUUGUAACCAUUUAUUAACAAUGUAUGAAUAUAUGGCACGAAUAUUAAUUUGUCCGUAUUCGGAAAACUAA
Molecule: messenger RNA, 276 nt
Organism: Debaryomyces hansenii CBS767
Lineage: Eukaryota; Fungi; Ascomycota; Pichiomycetes; Serinales; Debaryomycetaceae
Product: DEHA2B01848p
Exons: 1
Coding region: 1-276 (91 amino acids)
Source: RefSeq, a predicted model, not a curated record